CAGAGGUCAACUCACUAGCUUUGGACCAGCACAGUCAACAAGAUCAAGAAAAGAAAGGAUCACCAAUAAAUUUGAUGAAUUUCACAGCAGACUGAGUGUAGAAAAGGCGAACAGUUUAGGACAGACACCGAUCCCAGACAGCACUCUGAUCAGCGGCAUCCUACUGCUUAUACAGACAUGACUGCCUGCGUCUUCAUUCGAGGAGGGAAAAUUGACAGAGAAUUGGCAGCUGAUGAAAUCGAAGAGCUGAGAGAGGCAUUUAAUGAGUUUGAUAAGGAUAAGGAUGGACUGAUUAGCUGUAAGGACCUGGGAAACCUCAUGAGAACGAUGGGUUAUAUGCCAACCGAGAUGGAACUGAUCGAGUUGGGCCAGAACAUCAACAUGAAUUUGGGAGGAAGGGUAGACUUUGAAGACUUUGUGGAGUUGAUGGCCCCAAAGCUUUUGGCAGAAACAGCAGGCAUGAUUGGUGUGAAGGAACUCCGAGAUGCUUUCAAAGAGUUUGAUAUGGAUGGGGAUGGAGCGAUCACUACAGAGGAGUUAAGGUGUGCUAUGAGUAAACUACUGGGAGAGCAUAUGAACCAUAGAGAGAUUGACGCAGUAGUCAAAGAGGCGGACAACAACGGAGAUGGUACAGUAGACUUCGAAGAAUUUGUGAAGAUGUUGUCGAAUUGCUGAGAAAAUCACCCAUGGUUACAGUGUUGCAAAUGCAUGCAUGCUUGCACACAAGAACACAUAUGUACUAUAAACACACACAUAAAUGUUCAAUAACAAAAAUUAUUUGGAAAAUCGUAUUUAUCUAAUCAUGUCUAUCACAUUUCAAGGUAUGUAAAUAGCCGCUUACAUCACUCCUGUGACAAUUCUUCUGGGAUCCUCCGCCACCCCAGCUCCACCUUUAUUUCUAUUCAUUUCUAUUAUAUGCAGUACAUAACAAAAUAGUCCAGGGGGCAAUUUGCAGCAUCAAGUCUCAUGCAUCAAUUUUCAUUCCAAGCCAAAUGUUUAACUUCAUUUCAACUUAUAUUGAAAUAAAUUUGUAUUUGAAAUAAAUUGA
Molecule: messenger RNA, 1048 nt
Organism: Xyrauchen texanus (razorback sucker)
Lineage: Eukaryota; Metazoa; Chordata; Actinopteri; Cypriniformes; Catostomidae
Product: calcium-binding protein 5-like
Exons: 7
Coding region: 178-675 (165 amino acids)
Molecular function (GO): calcium ion binding
Source: RefSeq, a predicted model, not a curated record